ACUCCCCGCUUCCAUGACCGAACUUUCGCUGGGCACCUGAACGUAAACGAGUGAAAACCUCGCUCGAAUGAACAUCUUGACCUCUUCCAGCUCGCACCUGCGAUACCAUGCCUCAUAGAUCGCCUUCACCAUCAACCUCUGCGAACCCCUCCGAGUCCUCUAAGCGCUUCCAUCAGUCACCCUCCGCCAAGCUAUACAAUGGAAUGACCACACUUCCAUCUUCCUACCCCUCCCUCCGCACUUCUGAGCGCUUCAAGCGUGAUGCGCUGUCUGCUUGCCUUACCUGGCCCCUCGACCGCGUGAACGUACUUGGGGACGACAAUGGGUACCACGUCGGGGGCGGCGAUUGGGAUGCGUACGGGCAUACGGGGUGUGUGAAUGCACUGAGCUGGGCAAGGGACGGAGAACUAUUGUUGAGCGGUGGCGAUGAUCGGACCGUACGUGUCUGGCGGAUGGAUCAGACGAACGACGAUCCGGACCAGCCGUUCCCGUUCACUUGUCGCUCGGUCAUUCGGACAGGCCACCAAGCGAAUAUAUUCAAUAACAAGAUGCUGCCGCAUUCGUCAAGGAUAGUCUCCUGCGCUGGCGACCACCAAGUCCGCGUGUGCGAUGUAGGGGAGGUGCAUUCUUCGCAAGGCUGUACCACAUACAGCACCGCCGAGGCCUGCACUCAUGCCAUUCGCUGCCACAAGGGCGCCGUGAAGCGCAUCAUCACCGAGCAUAGUCCUGAUUUGUUUCUCUCCGUGAGCGAGGAUGGCACAGUCCGCCAGCACGACCUCCGCGCCAAGCACCCCUGCCGCCGCAGAGACGGCCACUGCCCCACGCCCAUCGUCAAAGUCGACUUCGAGCUGAUGUCGAUGUCGCUCUCGCCGCUGACGCCGCACCAACUCAUCGUGGCGGGGGAAUCGGACUAUGGCUACCUCUUUGACCGACGUCACUCGGGGCGCUUCCUUCAAGAGGAAUGGGGCGUUCCGCUCUCUAGCGCAUCUACCGAGUGCCUUACGACCUGCGUGCGCAGGUUCGGGCGCCCGAGGAGGGAGGGGGAGUCGGAGGAUAAUGGGGGUCGUCUGUUGGGAUUGGGAAACCAUAUCACGGGGUGCAAGAUGUCGGCGACCAAUGGGCAUGAAGCGAUAUUCUCUUUCAGCGCAGACGCUGUCUACCUUUACUCGACCCUUGACGAUCCGGCGGAGGCAAACGCUUCGCGCAGGCCGUCCAUCGUGCCUUCGAACGAAGUGAAGGAAAGGAGGGAUAGUGCCGCAUCGGGAUCGAAAAAACGUUCAACGUCAAGAGGGUCCGAAAAGCGCUCGCCAUCAAGAAGUCCCAGAGAACGACCGUCGCAUUGGCCUUCAGACUCCGAUAUGGAGAGGGACAUCGAUGAAUUGACUCAAUCGGACGAGAUGGAUGAGGACGAAGAGCGCAACACGGAUGAGAGUGGGGACCGCAGUGACAGUGACGAGGAGGAGGAGGAGGAAGAAGAUCCGGGCCCCUUCCCCGAUGUACCCACAGUGAUGCCACGACGGCGCUUUGCGGGUGCGAAGAAUAUUCGGACAGUGAAGGAUGUGAAUUACUUGGGACCAAAUGACGAGUUCGUCGUGUCGGGGUCUGACGACGGCAAUCUCUUCAUCUGGCGCAAGGAUGAUGGAAAGCUCGUUGAUAUCCUUGAGGGCGAUGGCGAGGUCGUCAAUGUCAUUGAGGGCCACCCAAAGCUGCCUUUGUUCGCCGUCAGUGGCAUAGACACAACAGUGAAGCUCUUCGCUCCGAAGCCAAAGUCCCGUGGGCCGCCAUUGUUUUCGAAACUGGGCAGCGCAGACAGCAUUCUGGAAGCAAAUUCCCACCAGACACCCCUGCGUAGCCUUGAUGAGUCGAUGCUGCUCAGUCUCGCGAUGCAUGCGCGGAGGGCACUUGGCAGCGACGGCAGCCCGACGCUGGAAUGCACCAACCAAUGAUUUGAGUCAAUUAGUUAUGCUCGUGUACCAUCAUCAGUCGUGCUUUUCGUAGCUAUUCCUUUGUAACUUUGUAUCAGUAGCAAUGCUUUGUCGAUUCGGUGGACC
Messenger RNA from Schizophyllum commune H4-8, 2051 nucleotides. RefSeq names its product WD40 repeat-like protein. The record is from RefSeq and is a predicted model, not a curated record. The transcript is spliced from 8 exons. Gene Ontology annotation, molecular function: protein binding. Bases 108 to 1946 code for a protein of 612 amino acids. Gene Ontology annotation, biological process: negative regulation of fatty acid biosynthetic process. Lineage: Eukaryota; Fungi; Basidiomycota; Agaricomycetes; Agaricales; Schizophyllaceae. Gene Ontology annotation, cellular component: cytoplasm; Cul4-RING E3 ubiquitin ligase complex.